Molecule: messenger RNA, 2080 nt
Organism: Exophiala mesophila
Lineage: Eukaryota; Fungi; Ascomycota; Eurotiomycetes; Chaetothyriales; Herpotrichiellaceae
Exons: 1
Coding region: 489-2078 (529 amino acids)
Source: RefSeq, a predicted model, not a curated record
CACCACUUUGUCACGUUUUGAACGACUCUAAGCAUCGUGAUUCGAGUUUGAGAUCUGUGGUAUCGAAUGAGAUAGAUUCCUUGAAGGAGCCUCACUGCACCGGCAUACCAUCCAUUGACCAAUCCGCCUGUUUCAUCAUACGCAAUACCCAACGUGCCUAGUCAGCCUGACCCUAGUCUCGCCUAGGCAAGGUUCGAACGACGACCUGACUACAACAUUGCCCAAUUUGCUGUACUUUGAGUUUGAAUCUUGUGCGAUCCCUUCUCAACGUUCAAGGCCAACAUCUCCCUGGAUUUUCGCUUCUCUGACACCUUUCCUUUGGCCUAGUGGACCAAACUAGCGGAGCGGCUUAGAGACACUCAGCCUUGGAGCGGAUAUAGUCUUAUAAGCUCUAUGAAGUGGAGGGAGACAAACAGUCAAACGCACCAUGCGAUGUAUGUGCAUGAUACGUGAGCCCACACAUAAUUCUCGGGUCCAAAAUUGUGACAAUGGAUGAAAACGCCCAACCUGAUCGGCAAACAAAGGACGGAAAUCGCUGGUUUAAUUUCAUCUCAUCUUGUUCCUCCCUCUUUCAAUCUCACACCUGGAGACAGUCUUCGAAUAUCUACACCAACUCCACGCCACUUGCUAGCGCCGAAUCGACGACAAAAGCAUACACGGGAAAUCGCAUUCGGCGAUCGCGAAAGCUGAGGAUGUCGUUUGACAAUAGCGCCAGCCCAAGUGCUCUCCGGAAGAUCAUUGAUGAUGGCAGUUUCUGGACCUUGCCUGAUCUCAAAGUCCUGGAAAUCAUCAAGAAUGAAUUCUCCGACGAACUAAAGAGGUUGCAAAAGGCCACCUUCAUCCGAAAUCCGAAUGCGCCGCGGCCCAGAGGCAAAUCGAUUUCGGAAAAUUUAUAUCAACAAGACUUUGCUGAAGUCAAUCGAACCCUUGUAGGGGUGCUGGCCCUUCGAUGGCUACACAAUAACCAAUACGAGGAGUUUAUUGGGACCCAAUCGCCACCAGCGAUCGUUCUCCAGCCCGACUCGUUUGCCUGGUUACGAAGGAUUUUUAGCGACUUUAUCAAGAGUGGAGAUGACAUUUACACACUCAUCACCUCGAUGGUGACCAACGACUUGGGCAAAGACCCCAAUCUAGCCAGCGACUACGCGAAAAAGAUCGGACAGGACAUUUCCCAGGUCAACCACGACAUGAUCCUCUACCGCGCCGUCAAGGUCGGCCUAGUACCAGCAUUGAACAACUUGAGCCUACAAAACCAAGACGACGUACUUCUAGGCAUCAAACUCGGAUCCAACUUCAAUUUCGGACAAUUGGCUCAAGCCGAAAACGCUCCUGCCUCGUUAGCCGGACUGUUGGAGAUGCGAGGACACAAAAGAGCAUUCGAGUUACGAUUCUUAGAACAAGUCUUGGACUUGUCUGGCGCCGCCGGUCACGAAGAUUGGACAUGCGCCAAAAAGAUGAUCGAACCGAUUUUCCAGUCUUAUAAGAAUGUAUAUGACGUGGCACAUGCGAUCAUCGGCGGCAAGAAGACCCUUCGACAAGGAUAUGACAUGAUCCUGAUUCGCAAACUCGAAUUAUUGCACCGAGCGGGAUAUAAGCGACAAUUCGACAUUCACGACCCGACGGAUCGCGCAUUGAUGAGGCUCUUUUGUAUUGGAAACACCACCGACACGGACAGCGCGGAUGUUUUCUUCGCGGCGUUCAGAGAGAGGUUGUCGGAUAAGACGCGUCAGAAAUUAGUCAGGGGGUUGAAUGUCGAUGGAGGGGAAGGGUGUCCGGCGGUACAACCGACGUAUAUUCCAGCUAUGCUCACUAAAGCUGCUGGGAAUACUGCGACGGGAGCGGUUGAAGAGAAAGUCAGAUCUAUUACGGCAAUGUUGAGGUAUCUUACUCGAUGUCUGGUGGUUACAUCGGAAGAUUUGGCGAAUUUGCCGGAGACGAUCACAGUGAUUGAAAGGGAUGUGAGGAAGUUGAUCCCAGUGUUGGAUAGUAGGGAGUUCAGAGAGAAUCCAAAUGUCUUGGACGAUGAACCAAUACCAGGCAAUCAGGUUGCGAAUAAGGUAUCGCAUGUGGGAAGAUAACG